Bursaphelenchus xylophilus (pine wood nematode) is the source of this 447-nucleotide messenger RNA. The record is from the annotation of a GenBank genome assembly. NCBI's taxonomy places the organism in Eukaryota, Metazoa, Nematoda, Chromadorea, Rhabditida, Aphelenchoididae.
AUGGACCAGUACCUUUUAUUUACCACCCCACUUGUUAUGUUCAUCCUAUUUCACAUUGCAUAUUCCCUGGACAACUGCGUCGACCACGCGGACGCUCAUUGUGACACACCGCGGGUGAAAGCAAUGUGCAAGAGUCACGCCUACAAGAGGAUAAUGGCGCGGUUGUGUAGGAAAUCCUGCAAUCUCUGUCAGCCCGGCACAUGCAUGGAUGUAGUGAGUGAGUGUAAAAAGCCGAAGAAUAAAGCGUUGUGCACCAAUCGUGUUUACAAACGGCUAAUGAAAAGCAAAUGCCCGCAGACUUGCGGCGAAUGUGGUAAGGAUGGUGGAGAUGGUGGAAGUGGCAACGGCGCAGACGGCGGAUCAUCAAGAAAGGAGGAGAGCAAAAGCAGUAAAACGGAGACAUCGUCGAGAAUUGAGAUGCUGAGUCUGCUUAAUGUGUUAUAUUGA